This is a messenger RNA of Lasiosphaeria miniovina, 778 nucleotides long. RefSeq lists its product as uncharacterized. The coding region runs from base 147 to 482 and encodes 111 amino acids. Lineage: Eukaryota; Fungi; Ascomycota; Sordariomycetes; Sordariales; Lasiosphaeriaceae. The transcript has a single exon. The record is from RefSeq and is a predicted model, not a curated record.
GCUGCACUUGCAGGCUAGAUGGCUCAAGUUACCAAAAGCUGAAGGGCGUAGCUAGUGCAUAUUCCCGAACGAGGUCUCUGCAGGGCGAGCCGCGUCCCAUCCCGUCCAAGGACAAGGCGCGCACGGCAGCCGAUUGGAAUCGCGGCAUGGGGACAAUCAGCCGGCCGCGAACCAACUUUGGUUGUGCUUUGGUUCGGCUCCUCAACUGUAUCGCAGCUCGGCCAGGAGUAGCAUUGCAGCAGGCACCUUGGACGACCGGACGGGUCGCAGGGUUCGAGUAUCAUGUGCAAUUUUUUUGGGCGACUUUCGGCAACAUGACAACGAUGUUUUGUUGGUGCGGCGAACACGCCCAGCAAAGCGCCGCGUCAAAACCGAGAGUCUGGAUCCGGGUUCUUGUGUCUGUGAAGUCUGGAAUUAUGGUUGGCGAUGCGACUCUUUUCCAUUCCAUCUUUCAUCCUCUUACCAACCUGCGAAAUAAAUAGCCCAAGACCGUCGACUCGCCGGCCCUUGACGCGAGAGAGAGAAAUAGGCGCCUCCCUACAACGUCAUUAUGAACCGGUGAAUCAGGCACGGGACGACUCCGGGACUGGCGGGCUGAGUUGUUAAGCCGUCCGAGGGUGACAUCCGGGAAACCAAGGGUCGGAGCUGUCGUUUCGCGACACCCCAAGGUCGCAAGAAAUAAGACACAGGGCUGCAUAGUGUCCUUUCGUUGUAUGUCUACAUCUUCCGUACAUGCCUACCACAUACCCAAGGUAUCUAAUAUACGUGUUAAGCCAAG